Messenger RNA from Symsagittifera roscoffensis, 890 nucleotides. Its product is annotated as polyadenylate-binding protein-interacting protein 1-like. The transcript is spliced from 5 exons. The record is from RefSeq and is a predicted model, not a curated record. Lineage: Eukaryota; Metazoa; Xenacoelomorpha; Acoela; Convolutidae. Gene Ontology annotation, molecular function: translation activator activity. Bases 57 to 890 code for a protein of 277 amino acids. Gene Ontology annotation, biological process: regulation of translational initiation.
UUUUAAUUUUUUCUGUUUCAGAUCAUUCUUCAGAUUUGGGCAACGGCUUCUCAAACAUGUCAAUCAGCAAUGGAAAUGCGCAUUUUUCGAAUGGCCAUUCUCACCUUUCCCAGCACCCCCAACCUCAAAUGCAACAGCAGACGUCACUGUCUUCUGCCAAUCAGCACUUGAGUGAAUUCCAGAUGCUCAUGGACAACAAUAGGCCAGCUGUGUUGCAGCCAGUCAGCACCGGCAACGUCCAUCACGAUUCGCUAAUAAACGAAUUCAAGAACCUAGUCUUAGAACUCAGUAAAAACCCGACUGCGUUUGACGAACGCGUGCCCUUUCUCAUAGAAAGUCUCAACUUCACAAACACCGUACCAACAGAAGUUAUCAAAGAAAUAGUCGCUACUUUGGUGAAAUGGGCAAUAGAAAGUGAAAGUUUUCGGUACACUGGAUCGAAACUGGCAAACUACCUCGCUCUUCCUGGACAGCUAACCUUCGAUUUCCUUAAAGUAUUUCUCGAUAGUGUGACGACUGAGUGCUACGACAGACUGGACGACCUGAUCAGCUGUACGACAGCCAACGACUACCAAGUGCUGGAGGGCAUCAUGCUGUUCAUGAGUGAGUUGUACUUGAACAUGGGCAUCGUCACCCUAGACAGCACAGGCCAACAUGUGCAGUCAAUAUCACGCAUCGAGUUCCUCAAAGACACUUUGAAGCGUGCAAUUCUCAAGAUACUGGAGAAGGCAGACUCAGACAAGCCCCUCAACACUGUCGGAAAAGUGCUCAAGUUGACGGGGGCUGCACUAGAAGAGCAGAAACAGACGAAGCCGGACAAAGAGCUCACCGACUUAAUCUUCGUCCACGUGGACGCCAUAUCAAAGCAAGACUAUUGCCACAGGUAUUAA